AUGUCGAGCUUAUCAGACGCGUCACGCCUGAAGGCAACGGUGUUUGUUGGCGGCCUCGACCAAGCAGUUACCCAGCAAACCCUUUUCCAGGCCUUCCUGCCAUUUGGAGACAUUGUCGAAGUCAACCUGCCGAAACCAGAUCUGCCAAAUUCGAACGAAACACAUCGAGGCUUCGGCUAUGUUGAGUUUGAGGCCGCUUCAGACGCCGCAGAUGCAAUCGACAACAUGGACCGAAGCGAACUGUUCGGGCAGGUGAUCAAAGUUGCAGCUGCCAAGCCGCAGAAAGAUCACGCUGAAGGUCUGGGCAGCAAGACAGCUGUUUGGGAGCAGGAGGGCUGGCUGGCCAAGCAUGCUGUGAGCGAGGAAGACCGUCAAGCCACUGAGCAACAGCAGGAGGAAGCCAACGGUCCAAUGGAUCCCAUGCAAGGUCUGGAGGGGCUUGACGAGGCGGGCCCUAAGGCUGCUUGA
Messenger RNA from Macroventuria anomochaeta, 468 nucleotides. RefSeq names its product RNA-binding domain-containing protein. NCBI's taxonomy places the organism in Eukaryota, Fungi, Ascomycota, Dothideomycetes, Pleosporales, Didymellaceae. The transcript is spliced from 2 exons. The record is from RefSeq and is a predicted model, not a curated record. Bases 1 to 468 code for a protein of 155 amino acids. Gene Ontology annotation, molecular function: RNA binding.